Messenger RNA from Ambispora gerdemannii, 150 nucleotides. NCBI's taxonomy places the organism in Eukaryota, Fungi, Glomeromycota, Glomeromycetes, Archaeosporales, Ambisporaceae. The record is from the annotation of a GenBank genome assembly.
AUGACUGUAAAUCGGCUUUUGAUAUUGUGUUUCUUUCUUCAAUCAUCAGUACAAUCAUUGAUUUAUUUCGUACUAGUGAUAGUCGCAUACAGAAAUUUACGUGAAAAACAAGAAGCGACGGAGGAGCAAUCGUCACAUCAAGUCAUUUAA